GGGAUUUUGAAAAAGAGUUGGUCGUCUCAAUGUAGGGAAUGCUAUGACCGCCUCAUUACUCCUCCACUCGCACUGGAUUGACCCGGUGAUGUUUCUGUACGAGAACGGUUUGGAUGAAAGAAGCAAGAACAUGGAAGGAUUUACCGGAGGCAAUUUUGCUGCAAAUCAGUGCAGGAAUCUGUUAGCGCAUCCAACCUCACUGGCGCCCAGCACCACCUACACUGCGAGUGAGGUGCCAGUGUCUGGCAUGGGGGAACCUGGCAAACAGUGCAGCCCCUGUUCUGCCACUCAGAGCUCGCCCAAUGCAUCUUUGCCCUAUGGAUAUUUUGGCAGCAGUUAUUACCCCUGUAGGAUGUCACACGGCAGUGUUAAAGCGUGCGCACAGCCUUCUGGUUAUGGCGAUAAGUACAUAGACUCAUCGGUCUCUGGUGAGGAGUUCUCUUCUAGAGCGAAAGAAUUUGCGUUUUAUCAGGGGUAUUCCUCUGGCCCUUACCAACCCAGCUACUUGGACGUCCCUGUCGUACCUGCGCUGAGCGCCCCAUCUGAGCCAAGACACGAGUCUCUGUUGCCCAUGGAACCUUACCAGCCAUGGGCCAUCACCAACGGUUGGAGUGGUCAAGUUUACUGCACCAAGGAGCAACCACAGUCAAAUCCUCUGUGGAAAUCCACUUUACAAGAAACUAUCUCUGGUGGAGACAACUCUGUGCGUCGUGGGAGAAAGAAGCGUGUGCCAUACACCAAGGUGCAGCUCAAGGAACUGGAAAGAGAAUAUGCCACCAAUAAAUUCAUCACCAAAGACAAAAGGAGAAGGAUAUCUGCGCAGACAAACCUGACAGAGAGACAAGUGACAAUCUGGUUUCAAAACAGGCGCGUAAAGGAGAAAAAAAUCGUUAAUAAAUUCAAGAGCUCCAGUUAGCUCCGAGGAUGGUGAAAGGUGGACAUGGAUGCCCUUUAAUCCGAAAAAAGAAAGAAAAACAAAAAGAAAGAAAAGAAAAAAGCAAAAAAAUACCCGUGCUAUAAUUUAUUACUUUAUGAACGCUUUUGUUGUCGCCAGAGAGGCUCUGUUUUGUCCUGCACAUUUCCUUCUCCUGUUUUAAUUGGAACCAGCCUAUACGGCCUGUUGACAGAAGAUCGGAAAUGCUUUGGAACACGUUGACCAAGGCAAUUGUGCGUGGGAUGCUUUAAUAUUAUUAACCAAAGACAUUCUGCUUGAAAAAAAAAAAAAAAAAAAAAAAAAAAAAAAAGAAGAGAAGAAGAAGAUACACGCUGUCCACUCACGGGCCUUUCUUCUUCUUAAUACAACACUGAAAUCAAGGCUGAAGCGCAUGGAAUCACUAACAGUGAGAACAUUUAUAGACAGUGUAAUGCUAAAUAAAAAUGUCACUGCAUAUAAACAGGCCAGGCUCAGGUAAUCACGGUCAAAUUCACAUAUUAAUUACAGGAUUCAAUUCUUCACACAAGUUCUUGGCGGCUCGAAAAAAAACAAGCUUAAAAAGCCAACUAGUUACUGAACUUAUUGAAAUAAACUUUAUCCUUUAGUAU
Molecule: messenger RNA, 1542 nt
Organism: Oreochromis aureus
Lineage: Eukaryota; Metazoa; Chordata; Actinopteri; Cichliformes; Cichlidae
Gene: hoxa13b
Product: homeobox A13b
Exons: 2
Coding region: 44-916 (290 amino acids)
Biological process (GO): regulation of transcription by RNA polymerase II
Molecular function (GO): RNA polymerase II cis-regulatory region sequence-specific DNA binding; DNA-binding transcription factor activity, RNA polymerase II-specific
Source: RefSeq, a predicted model, not a curated record